AUGGCAGAGAGACGGAUUCCUUUCACCAUGCUGCGCACCCCGAGCUGGGACCCCUUUCGUGACUGGCACCCCACCAGCCGCAUCUUCGACCAGACCUUCGGCAUGCCGGCCCCGGUGGAAGACUUGGCCUCGUAUCCAUACACCCACUGGCCCGGCUACAUACGGCCUUCUGUGAUGGCCCCUGACAUGGCCGCUGUGAUGUAUCCAGGUGCCGUGAUGGCCCAGCAGGCCCGCGCCCUGUCCCGCCAGAUGAGCACGGGCAUGUCUGAGAUCAAGCAGACCCAAGACAAUUGGAAGGUGUCGCUGGAUGUUAACCAGUUCUCACCUGAAGAGCUGGUGGUCAAAACCAAGGACGGUGUGGUGGAAAUCACUGGAAAGCACGAAGAGCGGAAAGACGAGCAUGGUUUUGUGUCUAGAUGUUUCACCAGGAAAUACACCCUCCCCUCUAGCGCCAAUGUGGAAAAGGUCACAUCAUCGCUGUCUCCUGACGGCGUGUUGACUGUGGAGGCCCCGCUGGCCAAGGCGGCCAUCGAGGCAGCUGAGGUCAAAAUACCUGUCACCGUCGACAGCAAAAGCGGUGUAGUCAAGAAGUAG
Molecule: messenger RNA, 594 nt
Organism: Nerophis lumbriciformis (worm pipefish)
Lineage: Eukaryota; Metazoa; Chordata; Actinopteri; Syngnathiformes; Syngnathidae
Source: RefSeq, a predicted model, not a curated record